CCUCCUCCCCGCUCCGCUCCGCUCCUUCCCAUGGCCGGGAACUUCUGGCAGAGCUCUCACUAUUUACAAUGGAUUUUGGAUAAACAAGAUCUAUUGAAAGAACGCCAGAAAGACUUGAAAUUUCUGACUGAAGAAGAAUAUUGGAAGCUACAGAUAUUUUUUACUAAUGUUAUCCAGGCUUUAGGUGAACAUCUUAAAUUAAGACAACAAGUUAUUGCCACUGCUACAGUCUACUUCAAGAGAUUCUAUGCCAGAUAUUCCCUAAAAAGUAUAGAUCCAGUAUUAAUGGCUCCUACGUGUGUGUUUUUGGCAUCCAAAGUAGAGGAAUUUGGUGUUGUUUCAAAUACAAGAUUGAUUUCUGCUGCUACUUCUGUAUUGAAAACUAGGUUUUCAUAUGCCUUUCCAAAGGAGUUUCCUUAUAGGAUGAACCAUAUACUAGAAUGUGAAUUCUAUCUCUUAGAAUUAAUGGACUGCUGUUUGAUAGUAUAUCAUCCUUAUAGACCUUUGCUCCAAUAUGUGCAAGAUAUGGGCCAAGAAGACAUGCUGCUACCUCUUGCAUGGAGGAUAGUGAAUGACACCUACAGAACUGAUCUUUGUCUGCUGUACCCUCCUUUCAUGAUAGCUCUAGCUUGCCUACAUGUGGCCUGUGUUGUCCAGCAGAAGGAUGCAAGGCAAUGGUUUGCUGAGCUGUCUGUUGAUAUGGAAAAGAUUUUAGAAAUAAUCAGGGUUAUUCUGAAGCUGUAUGAGCAGUGGAAGAACUUUGAUGAGAGAAAAGAGAUGGCUACUAUUCUUAGUAAAAUGCCUAAACCAAAACCACCUCCAAACAGUGAAGGAGAACAGGGUCCAAAUGGUAGCCAGAACUCUAGUUAUAGCCAAUCUUAAGGCAUUCCAAAGAAUUUCUUUAUGGACCACUUUGACUCAAGACAUCCUGGGAUAUUUCCUGUGUUCAUGAAAUGGACAGAAGGUUUUAGUAACAUCUUUGACAAAGAACUCGAAGAAUAAAUAGCUUGUUUGUGUCAAGCAUUUUGAAAGCUUUUUCUCUAAAACUACAUCAUUUUCUCUGACGCUGGAACAAAUGUGCUAAGAUUUUUCAGUGUAAGGAAUCAAACUUUAAACCAAGCUGCAAAAGAUUAAUGUUUUUCACUCAAGACAAAUAGUUCAUUAUUGGUUUUAUUUGUGUUGAAGUGAACUGUUUUUAGAGCGACAGUAACCCGAGGCCUAAGUGUAACUGUAUUAAUGACUUGUAUUGUCUUCAUUUUGUUUGUGACUGAAGGAAGAUAGUGCACUCUAUGUUGAAUCUGUCCAUUACCUUCAGUUUUGUUGAUUUAAAAAAAAAUAAAUACA
Messenger RNA from Agelaius phoeniceus (red-winged blackbird), 1344 nucleotides. It is a transcript of the gene CCNC, whose product is annotated as cyclin C. The record is from RefSeq and is a predicted model, not a curated record. NCBI's taxonomy places the organism in Eukaryota, Metazoa, Chordata, Aves, Passeriformes, Icteridae. Gene Ontology annotation, biological process: regulation of transcription by RNA polymerase II. Gene Ontology annotation, molecular function: cyclin-dependent protein serine/threonine kinase regulator activity.